CAGAACAGGUGAUAAAAACUCUUUUCCUCUCAGAGAGGGCAGUAGAAGAGGGCUUCAGGAUGUCUGUACCUGGAAGCUUCUCGGUGCUCCGUGUCUUGUGGUUGCUAUCAGUGUUUGGCACGGUGCUCUCGCUGGACGGCGGCAUGCUCUUUCCUCAGGAGUCCUCCUUCAGAGAGGUGAAGGAGCUGAACGGGCUGUGGGAUUUCAGGGCUGACGGGUCCCCCAACAGGAACGAGGGCUUCGAGAAGGCUUGGCACAAACGUCGGCUGACAGAGACGGGCCCAGUGAUUGAAAUGCCAGUUCCUGCCAGCUACAAUGACAUCACACAGGACCCCACACUGAGAGAUUUCAUUGGCUGGGUGUGGUAUGAGCGAGAGGUGUUCGUGCCGGCCCGCUGGAUCUCCGAUGAGGGAACAAGAGUAGUUCUUAGAGUGGGAAGUGCUCACUAUUACUCAAUAGUGUGGGUGAAUGGAGAGAAAGUGACAGAGCAUGAAGGUGGCCAUCUUCCUUUUGAGGCAGAGAUUAGUAGUUUAAUCCGCAGGGACCCAACAAAGCCAUGCAGAAUCACCAUCGCGGUAAACAACACCCUAACUUUGGAGACUCUUCCUCCAGGCACCAUCCAGUACAUGAAUGACAGCAGCAGGUAUCCUGAUGGGUUUUUUGUGCAAAACAUUGACUUUGAUUUCUUCAACUAUGCUGGGAUUCAUCGUUCUGUACUGUUGUAUACUACUCCUAAAGUGUAUGUGGAUGACAUCUCAGUGGAGACCAACUUCAUGGAUAACACUGGUCUUGUCCGAUACAAAGUAUCUGUUCAAGGUGGCUUCAGCAACACUCUGAACAUUACUCUAAUGGACAAAGAUGGCCACUUUGUGGCCUCCUCCAAUGGGUCAUCUGGAGGGCUUAAAGUGGUAGAUGUGAAGCUGUGGUGGCCGUACUUGAUGCACGAGAAUCCAGGUUACCUUUAUUCUAUGAAGGUCCACCUAAUUGCAGUCAGUGAGACAUCAACAUAUGAGGAUGAGUAUACUCUGCCAGUUGGUAUCCGCAUAAUAAACGUUACCAACACCCAGUUCCUCAUUAACAACAAGCCAUUUUAUUUCCAUGGGGUCAAUAAGCAUGAGGACUCUGACAUUCGUGGUAGAGGCUUUGACUGGCCCCUAAUUGUAAAGGACUUUAAUUUAAUGAAGUGGUUAGGGGUCAACUCAUUCCGUACCAGCCACUAUCCCUAUGCUGAGGAGAUCCUGCAGAUGUGUGAUCGUCAUGGGAUUGUGGUGAUAGAUGAGUGCCCAGGUGUUGGCAUCAAAGACAUGUAAGUGUUACCACACAUANNNNGAAACGCCUCUCUGUCUCACCACUUGGUUGUCAUGGACGAGCUUGUGCGCCGGGACAAGAACCAUCCCUCUGUGGUCAUGUGGUCGGUAGCCAAUGAGCCCGCCUCAGAGAUGCCUCCUGCUGAAUUUUAUUUCAAGACUUUGAUUGAGCACACCAAAGCUCUGGACCAAACCCGACCUGUCACUUACGUCACAAUCGCUGCAGCUGACAUGGACAAAGGGGGUCCCUAUGUAGAUGUAGUGUGUGCAAACAGUUACUUUGCCUGGUAUUUUGAUCAAGGCCGGUUGGAUAUCAUUCCUCUUCAGCUGAGCACUCAUUUUGAAAACUGGUACAGAAAGUACCAGAGACCCAUCAUCCAGAGUGAAUAUGGAGCAGAUGCAGUUCCAGGGCUUCACAUGGAUCCACCCGUGAUGUUCACUGAGGAGUACCAGAAUGCUCUCCUGCAGAGCUACCAUGAUGUGUUCGACCAGAAGAGGAAUCAGUAUUUCAUUGGUGAACUCAUCUGGAACUUUGCAGACUUCAUGACAUCACAAGGAAUCUAUCGUGUGGUGGGGAACAAGAAGGGUAUUUUCACCCGGCAAAGGCAGCCCAAGGCGGCAGCGUUCCUCUUGAGGAAGAGGUACUGGAGGCUGGCUAAUGAGACGGGCAGACUGCUUCCUGACUGACUAAAUAACUCUGAUCACUCUGAAACUCUGAUGGUAGCCAGUCUGGGAAAUAGUCAACACUGUGUAAGCAGUAUGCUGAACCAGUACUGUGAUAUUGUGUCUGAACAACAUCUGUGUGUGUGUGUGUGUGUGUGUGUGUGUGUGUGUGUGUGUGUGUGUGUGUGUGUGUGUGUGUGUGUGUGUGUGUGUGUACAUAUUGAUCUUAACUAAUGAACUUUAUAAUACUUUAUUCCAGCUGUAGGGAACAUUUUAUAGGUCUACAGUGAUUGAAAAUAGACUCUUGUGCCUUAUCUAUUGUGAAGUUCACCUUUUCUAAUUAAAGCCUCAAUUUAAAAAGGUCUGACGCAAAUUAUAAAAUAUAAUAUCAUAAAACAGAUUUUUUUAA
This is a messenger RNA of Pundamilia nyererei, 2379 nucleotides long. It is a transcript of the gene gusb, whose product is annotated as glucuronidase, beta. The transcript is spliced from 12 exons. Gene Ontology annotation, biological process: carbohydrate metabolic process. Gene Ontology annotation, molecular function: beta-glucuronidase activity; carbohydrate binding. The record is from RefSeq and is a predicted model, not a curated record. Lineage: Eukaryota; Metazoa; Chordata; Actinopteri; Cichliformes; Cichlidae.